This is a messenger RNA of Dentiscutata erythropus, 133 nucleotides long. NCBI's taxonomy places the organism in Eukaryota, Fungi, Glomeromycota, Glomeromycetes, Diversisporales, Gigasporaceae. The record is from the annotation of a GenBank genome assembly.
CGUAGUAAUACCAAUACGUCUUUAUCCAUUUUAUCGAAUGAGAGGUGCUAUAGCAUUUAACUCAGGGCUACAGCUUGCACUAAACAGUGCCUACAUUCAUUAUGCAACACACUCCUCCAGUCGUAACAAAUAG